CCUCUUAUAAAGGAAACCGAAUCCUUUGGUCGCUGCUUCACACACUUACAUUAAUCCUCCCCCGUUUCAAUGGCGAAAUCACAGAUCUCGUCGUCGUCUUCCACGCCCUCGCGCUCGUCUUCCGUCGGGUUGCACCGGAUGGACGAGCUCGAGAAGGUCUUCGCCCGCUUCGAUGCCGACGGCGAUGGCAGAAUCUCCGCCUCCGAGCUCGCCGCCGUCCUCCGAGCCCUCGGAUCCGACCCUUCUCCUGAUGAGAUCCGCGACAUGAUCGCCGAGAUGGACGCCGACUGCGAUGGCUUCGUUGAUCUCCAGGAGUUCGCCGCCUUCCACCUCUGCGGCGUUGGCCGCGGUGGCGCGGAGGCGGAGCUUAAGGACGCGUUCCGGAUGUAUGAUCUCGACAGCGACGGGCUGAUCUCGGUGGACGAGCUCCUCCGGGUCAUGAGGAGCCUGGGGGAGAAGUGCACCCUGGAGGACUGUGCGCGGAUGAUCAGGUCGGUCGACUCGGACGGCGACGGCAGCGUCAGCUUCGAGGAGUUCAAAACUAUGAUGACCGGCGGUUGUGGCGGUCUCGGCAGCAGCGGGAGGAAGCCGGCCGCAGCAUAAGAACGUGUCGUUGAGAUUAAAUUGGUAAAAGUGUGCUGAUAAUAUGUCAACAAAGUUUUCCAAAAAGGCAUGAAAUCAUUACCGAAGACACGAAGGAAAACAAAGUAAAUGGUUUCGAGCCUUGGUUGUUCAACGAGGAGAAGCAAUGCGGCGAGGAUGCAGAACCGAGUAAGUGGCAGAGAAGAAGCAACUCGGGGUGCAGGUAGAGCAGAACCGCACUUGAGGUGAGAGUGAAGUGAGUGAGGCGUUGUUACCUUUUUUAUAUUAGUUGUCGUGCAUAUAAUCUCUUACUUUCUUUUCCUACUUCACACUUGAAACUUGAACUCCUCCUUUGGCACCCGCUCCAGAAAGCCUAAGCACUAAGGCUGCAAUGUGGUGAACAAAGCAUUUGCUGACACUACUAACAGAUGGUAUGUUCUGUUUAGCAAUUUCAGGUGAAUCCUCGUCCAUAAAAGCCAUUAUUGGCAACUCAAAUCAACACUAAAAUGCUGACUAUAGAAAUGCUUUCUUUUUGGCACAUUGUUCUGUUGUAAAUAGAAAUGCUUUCUUGGAUUCAACUAUUGUAGUAGUGAAGGUGAGGACUGAUUGAGAACUGAUGGUGGUGUUGGGUCCAGUCGGGCUUGGACAAUUGGGUCUUCAGAGCCCAAAUCAAUAAUUAAAAAGGAAGCACCGAAUGAGGGCAAUCAGUGCAGCGAACUAUGGCAAAAAAGAGAGAGAGGGUAGAGUGCGUGCGUGCAGAGAGAACGACGACAGCGCACAACGAGGAGAGAGAGAGAAAAGAGUAAAGAGAUAAAGAUUAGGAUCUUGAGUUUUCUACUUGAUAAUUAGUGAUCAAAUAUUGUCAAUUUUGAUCUAAAUUUUAUGCAGAUAAUUCUUGUAGUAAGCUCUAUAAUCCUAACGGUGUUGAUCUGCAGUUUACCCUCUCUGAGGUACUUUCUUGCUAUACCCACUUUGUGAGACAUAGAAUUCUCUUUUACUGAAAUUCAUCCUAUGU
Messenger RNA from Musa acuminata AAA Group (dessert banana), 1597 nucleotides. RefSeq names its product probable calcium-binding protein CML18. The record is from RefSeq and is a predicted model, not a curated record. Lineage: Eukaryota; Viridiplantae; Streptophyta; Magnoliopsida; Zingiberales; Musaceae. Gene Ontology annotation, molecular function: calcium ion binding. Bases 70 to 603 code for a protein of 177 amino acids. The transcript is spliced from 2 exons.